This is a messenger RNA of Dimorphilus gyrociliatus, 1684 nucleotides long. The record is from the annotation of a GenBank genome assembly. Lineage: Eukaryota; Metazoa; Annelida; Polychaeta; Dinophilidae.
GAGACAGGUCAGAGGUCACACAACAUGGCGCUUCUAACGCUGCAAAUUUGAUUUUCGAUUGGAAAAUCGUAAGUUUAACUUAUAGUUUCUUAAAAUAGCAUCUAGUAAAGCAUUCCAACGGAUCUACUCUAACAAAUACAACCGAUAAGCAUCAUGGAAAUUGAUGACUUCGUGAUUUUUUUACUCUCAUUCUGUCAGUCACGUCUGCCGAAGAUGUUUUUCCUUUACAAUUAUUCUCAUCUAUUGUAUAAAACUGUAAAAGCUGCCUGAGAGAUAGUAUUAAAGAUAAAAUGUAUGCGAAACGCCUACUCUCUUGCUAGGGUAUCUAAAUGUUGGAUGAAUAGGAAAAAAAGAGAUAUAGUAAAUGGCACAGCAGUCUGCUGCUUUUCGUAGCUUAACGAGGUUAUUCGACUACUUUUAGAAUGAUGUUGUAUUUUCUAGACUACUUUUUCCAUAACAUUCUCUAUCAAAAUUAACAAAUAUAACUUUUGAAAGGUAAAAUACUAAUGACGUGUCGCCAAUAGAAGUUAUUAUCAGAAGUAAUAAGACUUAGCACAGGACUCAUUUGUAUAGAAACUCAUAUUUAUAUAACUAAAUAUAAACAGUAGCGCAAUACAUAUGAAUAGUUUUAUAUUUUGUGGUUUGAUAUAUGCAUAUAUAAGCAGAUAAUACCUAGAAAUAGUUGUAUUUUAUUGAAAUAUAAGGUAUUUAAUUAAACAUAUUGUCCGUCUACCUACAGUCUAAAAAAGCAUGCUUUUAAAUAUAUAUAUAUAUAUAUAUUCAUGAUUUUAGCUAUUCUUAUCAACGUAUAGAUUUUGCAUAUAUAACAUGUAGUAUAAUUCUUGCAAUCCGGUAUUGCAUGGCCGAAUGAUAGCUACUGGCGUAUGCAGAGUUGCAUUAAUUAAAUAAAGGCGGGUGUUCGCUUUUUUGCAUACAGAUGGGCUGCAGCAACGGCAAACCGGGUGCUUCUGAUAGCUUAUUUAAGGUUUACAAUCUGGAUCAAGAUGGAACUUUAAAACAUAAAGGACGUUUCGAAGUAACUGGCGAUGAAUUGGUUCUACAUCAGAAACAUAGAGAAAAAAUGAACUGGCCUCUAAGGUGCUUAAGAAGAUAUGGCUAUCAAUCGAAUAUGUUUUCUUUCGAAUGUGGACGGAGGUCACCUACUGGAGCUGGAAUUUACGCAUUUAAAUGUAAAGAAGCGGAGCGUCUCUUUAAUUUAGUGCAAGAAUCUAUAAACUCUGAUGGUUUAGCGGGUGCAGCUGUUGAACUACGAAACGGUGGUCUGGAUGAGCAUGACAUUGAUAGAAAUGGUGAAGAUGGAGGAGGCACGACAGCCCACAAUUAUGUGAAUACGAUGACCGCAACAACGGAAAGUGGCAGAGUAUCAUAUUCUCAAUUAUCAGAGGACGAAAGGGGACAAUACGUCAACGUCAAUACUAGUGUGCCAGCCAGUAGAACGACUUAUACAAAUGUUUCAACCCCUGCACCGAUAUCGACAACUGCUCUUCAAUAUAUCGAACUUGACUUGAACAAUACGCCAGAAGCGACCCAGCCAUCAACGCCAGCCUCACCAAAAAGUUGUGGUUCUAAUCAAUUGACUGAAGGCUACGCGACCAUAGAUUUCGAACGAACGGCAGCUCUAUCAACGACUUAUACUUCAGCAUCAGGAGCUGAAACAAGCUGA